GAGCGGUGAGGGCACUAGCUAUUGAUUGGAUGGGAGUUUGACCAGAUCAGAGAAGAAAAGGACUGAAGGGUUAUAAUUUAUAGGGUUUUUGAUGGUGAAAAACAAUGUGGGGCUGCAAGGGUUAAGGCUAAGCAGGAACAUCCAUUACAAGAGUAGGAAUGUUGCUUGGUCUCAUGCUUCCAAAAAUAUAUAGAUGACUGGAAAGAGUACAGCAACAAGCAUUUAGGAUGCUCAAUGGGGUUGGCAACUUAUUGGUAAUUGGUGAUUGGUAACUUACACAAGGAUAUGUUUUGGGUCUUGGAUUUGUACUUGGUGAAAUAUCACAGAUGAGAAGAUCUGGCAGGGGUAUACAAGAUUAUGAAGGGGACUGACAAGCAUCUCUGCACCAGUACAUCCGCCAGUCACCAUGGACGCGGCAGUGAGGGCGGCGCUGGAGGAAGGUCGCGCGGCCGGCGUGGCCGGCCUGCUGGCCGUGGACGCCAGCGGACUCUGUCUGGCCGCCGACGGCAGCCUCAGGGAGCCGGCCAGUGGCCAGCUGGCGGCGCUGGCCGCCGCCGCUCGCCGCGUCGAGCCAGACGCGGCCCGGCCGCCGUUGGUCGCCAUGGAGACGGAGAACGACGUGUGCCUGGUGACGUGUGCUGGCAGCGUCACCACGGCAGUGUUCAAGGAUAAAUAGGGAGGGGUCCUGGAGGGAGGGAUCGCCAUCUGUGGGAGAACUGAGGCCUACAGUGCCUGUUACGUCGCUGCAAACUGGCCGAUGCCAUUGCUCCCACUUCGGAGCGAAGUGAAAGUGAUUUCGCGCGGUGGAACGGUUCUGGGAAAGUGAUACUGGGAGUGGUGCCCUGUUAUAGUGUUGCGUUUGUAUGCAGAAGGGAAAGAGGGCCGUGGAUCGCUGUUGGGCCGCCGAGUUUAGAGCUGAAUUUAACUAUCGCUGUGAAAUACGAAACUGCAGUGGAUGGUGACUGACCAGUCGAAAAACCCAGUAUCUAUGUUUAUGCCUCUUGAAACCGCAAGCUUAUUCAUGUAUUUUGCUGCUUAAGAGCUGUAGUAUGUUACUUUGCUUUGUUAAGGUGCAUAUUGAUCUUAUGAGGCUUUAGCUGCGUGGGGAGGGGGAAGGCAACGUGAAAGCUGUACAUUAUUUGGGCGGCCCAUUGUGGAGAUUAUCUUUGACGAUGUAUACUGUCUGUUUGCAUGUGGGUAUGAAGUACAUCAUGCACAUGUAUAACUGGGCUUUGUGUGCUGUAUGCAUCCCAGAAGUUGCAGCUCAAAAGCCAGUUGUAACUGUUUUUUUCAUACUUAAGUGUGUCAUUUAGUGACAUGUCUGCAAUGUACAAUGCAUGAAUUCAUGUCAUUUUCUGCACUUAGUAAUUCUGUCACUGUUGGAAAUGAUAACUUCAGGGGUUGGCCGCAAGUUCUAAACCAUAAGUGCCUACUAGAGAGCAAAUGGACAUUGUAAUGGUUAAUGCAGUUAUGUAAAUUUGCCUCUUAGACUGAUGCUCAAGCAAGAACAAUCAUUCAGA
Messenger RNA from Pollicipes pollicipes, 1520 nucleotides. RefSeq lists its product as uncharacterized. Gene Ontology annotation, molecular function: guanyl-nucleotide exchange factor activity. NCBI's taxonomy places the organism in Eukaryota, Metazoa, Arthropoda, Thecostraca, Pollicipedomorpha, Pollicipedidae. Gene Ontology annotation, biological process: cellular response to amino acid stimulus; positive regulation of TORC1 signaling; negative regulation of apoptotic process. The transcript is spliced from 2 exons. The record is from RefSeq and is a predicted model, not a curated record. The coding region runs from base 407 to 676 and encodes 89 amino acids. Gene Ontology annotation, cellular component: Ragulator complex; lysosome; cytoplasm.